Messenger RNA from Sardina pilchardus (European sardine), 4414 nucleotides. It is a transcript of the gene gigyf1a, whose product is annotated as GRB10 interacting GYF protein 1a. The transcript is spliced from 25 exons. The record is from RefSeq and is a predicted model, not a curated record. Gene Ontology annotation, molecular function: protein binding. Gene Ontology annotation, biological process: insulin-like growth factor receptor signaling pathway. Gene Ontology annotation, cellular component: cytosol. Bases 1065 to 4289 code for a protein of 1074 amino acids. Lineage: Eukaryota; Metazoa; Chordata; Actinopteri; Clupeiformes; Clupeidae.
CAGGCCAGACAUCAACACGCAGCGACCGUUGGAGUGGGUGAAAUCAUUAAUUUAACAAUUGAACACGAUUCCAUGAAGAUAGCUCGAUUCUUUUGGAAAACGUGAACAGAAAGAGAACAGAUACCCAUGCACGCACAGCAAAAGUGAAGAUAGUAAACAACGACUGGAUAUUAAAAUACAGUUGCUUCAGAUAAGGUGCUGGGCGAGAAGAUUCAGACGGAAAGGAACCAGGAAGCGGUCACCACAGAGGACCACAGUGGACAGGCGUUUUUUGGCCGGAGCGAGGAAGCGGCUUAAGAACGGGGGGCGAGAUCGAUAGCGAACGAGAGAGAGAGGAGGUGUUGUGUCGCGUGGCGUUGCGUUGCGUCGUGUGGCGUCACAUCGGCUGCAGGCAGCUGCGACCUCAUCUGGUCCGCUCCCCCUCUCCCUGACCCCCCCCCCCCCCCCUUCCUCUCUCCCUGUAUAUCCCGACACACCCCUAAACACACACUCUCACGGCGUGAUUGUACCUGUUUUUCUUGGAGCAUCUCUCUCAUAGUAUACCUCUGCUGGCACUGGCUGCCCAGUUUACAGCCUCUGGGACCGUGCUCUUCUUUUUCCCAAAAGGAGUCACACUCGUUUAGGGAUUUCUGCAGUUUUAUUGAUUUUUGCUAUUUUUGCUGUUUUUUCUUUUUUGUCUCUCUGCCGGGGAGAGUUAUUGGCUGAAGUGCCCAGUGUUUUUUUUUCCCCCUUUGGUUUGAUUUUGUUUUUUAAAAAUUGCCUUUUGUUUGAGUUGUGUUUUUUGACCCUUCUCCCACCCCAUCCCUUUCCUGAUUGAGGCAGCUAACCCCACUCUCUACCUUAUCCUUGGACUUCUCUCCCUCUCUCUCACACACACGUUGAGAACAGACAAGUUUGCAGCCACCCAAACACAGGCACGCACACAAACACGCACAGAGAGUAACAAACGCACACACACACACGCACACAAUCACUGGACUCAAACAGAACUCUCGGAUCCACACAGAACCCACCUGCUCCGCUCAACAGGACAGGACUUUCAGCUCUUGGAGGACAAGAGGAAUAUGACUGCUGAGACUCUCAACUUCGGCCCAGAAUGGCUCCGUGCACUAUCCAGCGGGGGCAGUGUGACUUCCCCCCCACCCUCCCCCGCCAUGCCAAAGUACAAACUGGCCGACUAUCGGUACGGUCGCGAGGAGAUGCUAGCACUUUAUAUCAAAGACAACAAGGCUCCUGAGGACAUGCAGGAUAAGGAGUUUGCUGCUAUUCUGCAGGAGGAGCCUCUGCAACCUCUGGCUCUAGUGCCUCUGACUGAGGAGGAGCAGAGGAACUUCUCCAUGUCGGUGAACAGCGUUGCUGUCCUGAGGCUCAUGGGAAAAGGAGGCGGGGCCAUCCCCGCCGGCGUUGCUCGAGGCCGAGGCAGCACGCGAGGAGGCAGAGGACGAGGAAGAGGAGACAGUGGAUUCUACCAAAGAAGUAUUGAAGAUGGAGAGGUGGGCUUUGGGCGCUGUGGAAGAGAAAUCCAUCGCAGCCAAAGCUGGGAUGACAGGGGCGAGCGGCGCUUCGAGAAGCCGCUACGGCGCGACGGCGUGCGUGUGUGUUUCGAGGAGACGGCGAGCGGCAGCAGCGUCGGCGUCGGCGUCGCCAGUGCUGUCGGCGUCGGCGUGGCGACGGCCGGCGGCCGGAAGGACUUCACGCGCUCGGACAGCGACAACUGGCGCACACUCCGCGAGGAGCAGGAGGAAGAGGAGGGGGCCGGGACCACCGAGCCCGGAGGCAGCUGGAGACUGGCCGGCUCACGCCGAGAUGAUGGCGGUCCUCGUUCGGCGGGCUGGCGGGAGCACCCUGGCGAGGGCCGGCGCCGGAAGUUCGACUUUGACUUCCGGGAGGCUGGCGAGGGCGGGCGGCGGCGGGCGGGCAGCGACGGCCUGGAGGACGAGCGGGACGGGCUGCCCGAGUGGUGCACCGACGAGGAGGACGGCGAGAUGGGCACCUUCGACUCCUCCGGCGCCUUCAUGCCCUUGAAGAAGGGCUCUAAAGACCCCAUUCCCGAGGAGCAGGAGUUUGAGUUCCAGGGCCUAGAGGACGAGGAUGACGAGCUCAUGGCCACCGCCAGGGAGGAAGAGCGGAACAGCAGCGGAGAAGGAGAGAGACUGGACAAAGAUGUGAAAGAAGCCUUGACUGAGAUGGAGGUGAAGCCGGUCUCCCCCUCCUCCCCUCCUUCUCUCCCGCUGUCCUCCAUGCCUAUGCCACCUGCUCCCCGCUCUGAGUCUGUGACUGCUCCCCCUGCUGGUCUGGAAGAGCUGCUGCAGCCCGCCAUCAGCAAGAACACCACUGAAGAGGCAGCUCCACAGCUCAGCCCCUCUGCCAGUCUGCCUUUGCCCCCUUCCUCAGCUGCUAUUCACCCCCCGCCACCGGGGGGCGACACCGAGGAUGACGAGGGCAUGAAGCACUUGCAGCAGGAGGCUGAGAAGAUGGUGGCGUCUCUGCAGGACUCGUCGCUGGACGAGGAGUGCUUCACCCAGGCGCUGCAGGAGAGCCGCAACACGGCGUCCGCUCUGCCCCUCUCCCACGAGGCCGCCAUGAAGUGGUUCUACAAGGACCCGCAGGGAGAGAUCCAGGGCCCCUUCACCACGGUGGAGAUGUGCGAGUGGUUCCAGGCGGGCUACUUCUCCAUGACGCUGCUGGUGAAGCGGGGCUGCGACGAGGGCUUCCAGCCGCUGGGCGACGUCAUCAAGAUGUGGGGGCGCGUGCCCUUCGCCCCCGGACCCUCGCCACCCCCCCUCCUGGUCCGACCGCAGCAGCAGCAACAACAACAACAACAACAACAACAACAACAACAACAACCCCCCCCAGCACGCCAGCCUGCAGCCAGGGCCAACACCGGGAACAUGGAUCAGGAGCGCCUAAAGAAACAGCAGGAGCUGGCGGCUGCAGCAGCUCUCUAUCAGCAACUCCAGCAGCAACAGCUAUUCCAGCUCAUCAACAGCAGGUGUGGCGAGCAGGGUAUGAUGCCUUCGAUGAACAGGUCAAUGUCAGUGCCAGAUACAGGGUCCAUGUGGGACAUGCAUACCUCAGCCUCACAGCCGACAGGCGGUGAGGCCAGUCUAUGGGACUUAACAAUGAAUUCUUCAACUCAGGGUCCAACUCUUGAACAGCUUCAAAAGCUUCAGCAGGAGAGGAGAGAGGCUGAACUCAGGGCCAAGCGGGAGGAGGAGGAGAGGAAGAGGAGGGAGGAGAAGAGGAGGCAGCAGCAGCAGGAGGAGCACAAGAGGAGAGAGGAGGAGGAGAUGUUCCGACGCAAGCAGUGUCGUCAGCAGCAGGAACUGAUCAUGAAGUUGCUGGCGCAGAACCAGAGCCAGGGGGGCCCGGCGUCGGGCUCAGGCUGGUCCGGAGGCUCCGCUACUGGGCUGGGCAAGCCGGGCAAGGCCCUGGGGCUCCUGGAGCUCCAGCAGGAGGCCGAGAGGGUGAAGCAGCAACAGAGAGCCCAGCAGCAGCGUGAGCGGCAGCAUGCAGGCCUGAUGUCGGGCCAGUGGGGGGAGGGGGUGGGGUCUCUCUGGGCCAGUGGGAGUGGCCUGGAGGGGAAGUCAGGCGGAGGGGGUGGAGCCAUGGGGAUGUGGGACGAGGCGGUGAAGAGCCAAGCCGGCAUACGGGGCAUGAGCCACAAGAACAGCAGCAGGAGCAGCCCCUCACUCAGUGAGCGGGAGCAGUACAUGCUUCGUCGUAAGCGUACUGAGGAGGAGGAUAAGCUGCUGAAGCUGCUGCAGGGCAUGAAGCCUCAGGACGGCUUCACCACCUGGUGUGAGCAGAUGCUGCACGCGCUCAACAGCACCACCAACAACAACGCCUCCUCGCUCGAUGUGGCCACCAUCGUGGCGUACCUGAAGGAGGUGGAAUCUCCGUACGAGGUGCUGGACUUCAUCCGGUCCUAUCUGGGGGACACCAUGGAAGCCAAAGAGUUCGCCAAGCAGUUCCUGGAGCGCCGUGCCAAACAGAAGGCCAACCACCAGAGGCAGCAGCAGCAACAGCUCUCAAAGGAGGUGGCUGGACUGACCAUGAACAACUUCGCUCUACAGGAUUCCAUGCGUGGCGUGACCCCCAGCGCUCUGCAGUCCAUGUUCCAGGCGGCUCAUGCCGGGAAAGGGGGCGUGGCCUACGACCAGGCCGCCAAGCUGAAAAAGAAACAGCCCAUGAUGCUGCACUCUGACCCCAGCAUCCUUGGGUACUCAUUCCACACUGCAGGGGAGCGCCUGAGCCUAAAUGAGAUGGAGAUGGUGGAGGAUUACUGAUCUACAGCAAUAGCUACCUGAGGCCUUUUUUCUAUGUAACAAAAGAAAAAAAAACAAAACAACAACAACAACAAAAAAACAACAACGUGGUGUCCAAGUAAUCAGACACCCCGAUGACCAAUGUG